AGAAGAAGAAAACUAAGGAAGCAGUUGUACACAGAAGAAUGACGCUUUGUUAAAAGUUACAGAUAAAAAUAACUAGGUAAAAUAAAAAGAGUUAUUAAGAAUAAAUCAUAGAAGCAAAAUCGUCCAUUUGCCUGUUAACGAAGAUGCCAUCUUCAGAGGAAUCCUACGGCAUCAAGAAUGUUGCAGACAAAAUCUGCAGGCUGCCUCCGGAUCUCUUAACCGAAACAUCUCAGCACAUUCUGGCUUAUCUUCAAGGGCAAACCAGUGGGGUAGAUUCUGCUGAAAUUUCUCAUAGAUUUCAGAGGGCUGGAGUGAGUCUUCAUCAUGAAGCUGUUCAGAGCAUUAUCAGAUUUCUUCUCUUGACAUUCCGGUCAGCUGGAAAGAACAACCUCUCUGCAGAUGACUUUGUGUCAAAACUCGAGGAAAGCUGCAGCAAAUGGUCUAAAACCUCUCUUCAGGUCUUGCAAACACUGUGGAGUGAACAUGGUGCCGCCGUACAUGCUCAGCAAGAAGCACAAUCUGUGCUCAGCAUUGGUCAGCUUGUGGACGUGCAGUGGAAGCUGGGGAUGGCAGUGAGUUCGGACACAUGUCGCUCUCUUAACUCGCCUUACGUGUCGCUGUUACUGAAGAUUGCAGAGCCUUCUGGACAGAUCCAACAGAGGGCUUUUGAGAUGACUAUUCCACAGUUCCAGAAUUUUCACAAGCAAUUCAAGGAGAUGGCAGUGAUUAUGGAGACUGUAUGAUGGCGAGAACGCCUAAGUGGGCAGUUAGAAGCAGUUUAUAUAAGACUGAACAAAAGAACAGCUUGAUAUGUCUUUUCUUUCUCUACCUGGAGUCUUAAAAUGUCGAUGUGACUUGCUGGAAAUGUCAGCUCUCAGCUUGGCUCUCUACAGGUUGUAUAAGCUCUUACAUGAUGUACCUGCAGCACUUCCAGACAAGACCGGUUGAAAUAGGCAGCUUUUAGGGUUGUUUAGUUUGUUGUAAUACUUUAAGUGCAGAACCUUGAAUUUUGCCACAGCUGUCAGGUUUUCCUAAUGUGACUGAUUUAUCACAAACUGCAAUGCUUUUUAUUUGUGCACUCCAGGCAUGGAUGUUUUUUUUUUAAGUUAAAGGAUUGUCAUGUGGUUGUCUUUCUCAGUGCAAGCAUUCCUUUUGAUGCCUUUAUGAAAACACUGUACAUAACCUCUUGUUAUACACUUUACAAAUAAUAAAAACUGCAUUUGCAAA
Molecule: messenger RNA, 1227 nt
Organism: Cyprinodon variegatus (sheepshead minnow)
Lineage: Eukaryota; Metazoa; Chordata; Actinopteri; Cyprinodontiformes; Cyprinodontidae
Gene: commd6
Product: COMM domain containing 6
Exons: 7
Coding region: 144-743 (199 amino acids)
Molecular function (GO): NF-kappaB binding
Source: RefSeq, a predicted model, not a curated record